Orbicella faveolata is the source of this 3944-nucleotide messenger RNA. Its product is annotated as GS homeobox 1-like. Gene Ontology annotation, molecular function: RNA polymerase II cis-regulatory region sequence-specific DNA binding; DNA-binding transcription factor activity, RNA polymerase II-specific. Gene Ontology annotation, biological process: regulation of transcription by RNA polymerase II. Gene Ontology annotation, cellular component: nucleus. The record is from RefSeq and is a predicted model, not a curated record. Lineage: Eukaryota; Metazoa; Cnidaria; Anthozoa; Scleractinia; Merulinidae.
CUUGUUAGCGCUAAUCGCCAUGAGCUUUAAAAUUGCAUCUUGGCUAUUAGUUCGGAGUAAAGCCCAUAUAAACGAAACCUGCGGGGAGCAUUUUGUCUUCUGUGUUACCGGUACUUUGCUUAAGAUUUCGAAAAACACUGGAAAAUUCUGGCUCAAAACAAAAAAUAAUCGUGCUCUCAUUUAGCGCCCGCACAGUUUUAUUUACAAAUGGUAUUUACUUCGAUUAACGCCAAAGCCAACCCACUGGUUUUCAUAGCUCAGUUUUUAAUAUUCAUUUUGCUCUCGCAAGGUGCAGCUCGAUUUUUUAAUUUUGCCAAAAGUAUUAUUGCCACGUCUAUUAAACAGCAUUUGUUUUCUGCGAGUUAGAACUUUUGCAAUUUAAAUCUACAUUUACAACUGCUGAAAAGGGUGCCGCCGAGACCUUACAUCAACGUGAAAAGAAGAGUAAUUUCGAGGUGCUCAAGACAUUAAGACACUCCAUGAAAAACACCGUGACAAGUUUCGCUUUAAGCAGAAAAAAUUACAGCCUACUAAACAAUUAUUUUGUCUGGGGACUUUAUUUGAAAAAAUUCAAUUUAUUUGGUGACUGUUAAGCAAAUAAAUCUACAAAAUGAUGCUAGCAGGGAUUUCGAAAACAAUCUUGAUUAAAUUGAAUGGGGAGACUACGUUUUACACGGUUAUCAAUUUGGCGGUAAAAAGAGCGCGUUUAGAGUCCAAAUUGAACAUUUGGAGGAAGAAAGAAAUUAGGAAAUAUCCACCAAGAAUAAAUGAAUUUUAGCUUGUUUGCCUUUCUAUAUGGGGCUUAAUUCAAAAACCGGAUCCUCGCGCUCGGCAGAAAAGGCUGUUUGCUAUUAUACAGGAAAUGCGAUUGUCAAUUGGCGAAAACUAAACUUUGUCACAAUAGUGCUUGCAAGAGCAUAGAUGAAAAGUUAAUUACAUUGACACCAAAAAGGCCGAGUGAAUGGUUAACAAUUGGAAAUAGAAAUGUCAUCAAGACUUCGCAGGUGAUACAGAGCAAAGACUAGUUUAAAAAGAACAUCAUGGGGCCAGCUCCGUCUUGAUUAGUUUUACUGGUGGACGUUUUCUUGGAACGAUCACCUAGCCGAGAUCCACCGGCCUGUCGAUCAAUGGAUUGCGUUUUGUGAAGUAAAUCUUCUUCUAAGGAAAAUAAAUAAGAGGAAGAGAAACAAGCGCAGCUACACCACGCCCCCACCUAGCUGCCACGGGUAGAACUUAGUAGUCUGUCAUCGUGCAAGCAUCAACAUGAGUUCCUCCUUUUACAUCGAGUCGCUAAUCCAGAGCAGCAAACCGAAAACUACCAGCGCCUCCAUCGCCGCUGAAUCAAGACACAGCUUCGAACCAACAGUUCCUUGUUCGUGUUGUUGGACGCCUUCGCAGUCAGAAGCAUCGGGUUUGUGUCAGCUCUGUAUUCCUACAAGUCCGGCCGUUCACCCGUUUCUACACGUCCGCGGUGCAUCAAUUCCUGAUGCAGCGAGCCUUUACUCGAAAGAGUUCUUAAAAGCCGAACACAGUCAUUUACAGCCACAUUACCCAACCACUGAGGAAGAUCGCCUCCGUUUAGUGUCAUACGUAUCCCGCGCCGAGCCCAACAACUUGAACAGAGGAAAUUCCAGGUCAAAGCGCAUUCGCACGGCAUACACAAGCAUGCAGUUAUUGGAGCUCGAGAAAGAAUUCAGCCAAAACAGAUAUUUAUCCCGGCUUCGCAGGAUCCAAAUCGCCGCUUUGCUGGAUCUCUCCGAGAAACAAGUCAAGAUCUGGUUCCAGAAUCGCCGUGUUAAGUGGAAAAAAGACAAGAAAGCUGCCCAACACCAAGUAACCGAAAACACACAAAACCCGCUGUCACCUUCAAGUUAGAGAGGUUGUAUUGACCAUUUUAGCGCGAAGAACAACAAAUCGUGUACAUUUGAAUAUGUAGAGAAUUGUAGAAUAAGGUAAAGGCUUUUUGUACAAUAGUUCUGUAAAACAAAAAGGUGUCGAAAAUGGAUGAGUAAAUCGGAUAAUUCUUUAUACGGCUAAUUAAUUUCUUGGCGAAGUGCGUCGCCUGGAGCCGUAGUCAUGAAACAAGAAACGGCGACCGAGUUUAGAAAUUACGAUACGGAAGACUUUCGAUGACAGAAAGGCUAGAAGCAUGUUGUAAAUAUAUGAAGAAGCAAUCAUAACUGAUAUGAUAUCUGUAUGCUGUAGUCAUGCAAGUUCGUGUUUUUAGCGAGUAAGCGAGGCUGUACAAAGUACUUCAUGGGAACAUAUGUUCUCUUUAAUUGUUGUAGAAAAAUUAUCGAAGGCCUUAAGAAAUUAGAGGCCAUUGGUUCUUAUAAAUAAAGAGAUAAUUUAAAGAGAGAAAAUCUUUGUUGCCUUAGCUGCAUUUAUCGAAACUUUCGGUCAGGCUUAACUACAUUUGUUCGUUUUUAAUUUUUGUCGAAAUUCGUUCUUCUCUCAGUACGGAACCCAAAGUCUUACAUUAAGAUCAAUUAAUGGUUAUUCGCUUCUGGCAGAAAGCAAUAUCUGUUUCAAGGCUUAUAAGACCUUGAAAAACAUGAAAUCAUGGAUCGAGUGAAUACCUUUUCCACAUUCCACUUAAUUAUGCGCCCAAAAUUAUUAGAAAUUAGUUUUACUUUAAGAGAACGCUGCCUAGGGAGAUCAAAUUAGCCAAAUUUGUUGUAUCACAUUGUUUGAACAAUGACACAAAAUGGCAAUCUUUUAGUUUUCAUCCCAGCGAGGAACCUCAAUUUAAUUGAAAUUAAUUACUAUCUUUCGAGCUAAAACUCGCCAAAAGAGAUAACCUUGACCAGAAGUUCAAAAGGAAAAACCUGGGAAUUCCUCUUGGAAUGAUUCAAAGUGGAAAUGUCGAUUUCCACUCAGAAACAAAACAUAAUUAUUUCAUGGAGUCAAACUGUUAACAUGUCCACCUGUAGGUUUAAAACCGCAAUUGAUAGUGCAUCGCUUUCGACUAAAAUGAGUAUUUUUUUCCUGUUGAAAAAAACGUGUACUGCAAGAUGCAUUUAAACUUUUCUCAUGGAAUAUGACGAAUAUCGAAGCGAAUCGACCUCUGGUUUUGCGACGUUUCGCGUUCCAUUUUUUUUUGUUUUAUUAUUAUUUAAGCUGACAAUUCGCCUUCGUUAAUUCAUCAAUAUCACAUCUUCGACAAUUGGCAUUGCUUAAAUGGAGAUUUAUAAGCGAGGGAUUCGUUUGCACGCAUUUAAAUAUCAAUUUAAUGGGCCACAAACUUUGUUUACGUGCGGGUACUUUGUGAGAUGACGCAUGAACCGUGGUUUGAGGCCAAGAAUUGACUUUGUUAAUCUUUUCGUUAGCUUCAACUCACUUUGACACCUACAAUUAGUUUACACUGACAGAUUUCCAUGCGCCAUAAUAGAGAAUCCACUUCUUUACGAAUUAAGCUCGCCCUACCAGAGUAUGGGAAAAUUAACAAGCGCAAAACAGAAGUUUUAAUUCUUCGAAAGGACGCCCAACUGAGUAAAUAACUUUCAGUUGGAAAUAGUAGGCGGGCGACACGGUUUUUAUAGACCUCGAAUCGUGGCAACUGUUGGGGUUCUACUAAGCAGUGAUGGUAACAGCUAUAGUUAAACUGGUGUGUACCCUUGCUAAAACGUGCUACAAAUUGCAUAUGUCGCUUGUUAAUUGACAUCAGUUGGCGUGCGUUUCCCGAGAGACGCCUAUUUGCUCAAUGACACCAGUCGCUUCGAUUAGAGAGUUUGUCUAUAAAACGAAAUCACGAGAAAAAAGUUGGUGCUUCGUUGGGGUUUGCGGCUAAAAGGAGAGAGAAAAGUAGAGAUAUCGUUGUUAGUGAGACCAGAAUGUUUACACAUGUUCUAAAGCCUUGAAACAAAAUCUUACUUUUUCACAACCAUUUCAUAACCAAUUACGUCAACUAUUAUAAAAUCGAUACUUUAUUUUUACUUUAUUUU